Messenger RNA from Myxozyma melibiosi, 420 nucleotides. RefSeq names its product Got1/Sft2-like family-domain-containing protein. Lineage: Eukaryota; Fungi; Ascomycota; Lipomycetes; Lipomycetales; Lipomycetaceae. Gene Ontology annotation, cellular component: endoplasmic reticulum; COPII-coated ER to Golgi transport vesicle; Golgi membrane. The transcript has 6 exons. The record is from RefSeq and is a predicted model, not a curated record. Gene Ontology annotation, biological process: retrograde transport, endosome to Golgi; endoplasmic reticulum to Golgi vesicle-mediated transport. Bases 1 to 420 code for a protein of 139 amino acids.
AUGUGGAUGAUUUCAGAGUUGCAGAAGGUCGGCGUCGGUUUAGCUGCUGCUGGCUCUAUUUUUCUGAUCCUGGGUGUCUUGACCUUCUUUGAUUCUGCCCUGCUGGCAUUUGGAAACGUCCUCUUCGUCGCCGGCGUCCUCCUCAUCAUCGGCCACAAAAAAGCCCUCGGCUUCUUCUUCCGCCCACAAAAAGUCCGCGGCGCGAUAUGCUUCAUAUUCGGCAUCUUCCUCAUCCUAUGUCGGAGGCCUAUCACCGGGUUUAUCAUUGAGUUUUGCGGAAUUAUGGCGCUUUUUGGCGACUUUUUCUCAGUUAUAAUAUCGUUUUUGCGGUCGUUGCCGUUUAUAGGCCCUGUUCUAUCCUCGCCUUUCAUCGCACCUACCAUCGAUCGUCUCGCCGGAAUCCGAAUCCUCCCCGUCUAA